Molecule: messenger RNA, 10639 nt
Organism: Thrips palmi
Lineage: Eukaryota; Metazoa; Arthropoda; Insecta; Thysanoptera; Thripidae
Gene: rut
Product: Ca(2+)/calmodulin-responsive adenylate cyclase
Exons: 30
Coding region: 814-7512 (2232 amino acids)
Biological process (GO): adenylate cyclase-activating G protein-coupled receptor signaling pathway; cAMP biosynthetic process; intracellular signal transduction
Cellular component (GO): plasma membrane
Molecular function (GO): adenylate cyclase activity
Source: RefSeq, a predicted model, not a curated record
AGACGAGCAGUCAGUCAGCCUGCCUGCCUGCCGCCGUGCAGAACGCAGAACUGCAGCGAGUCCGUUCCGCUUGCCUUUCCGUUUGGGAACCGAGUUCUGUCGGCCCCGUUCGCCACAACAAAACUUUGAAUGGGACUUUUAACCUGGCCAGAACCCCACUGUGCACGCUAGGGCCGAACAGACAGAGAGACCAGGUCAUCGACUGGAAUACUAGGUUUUAUGCAACGAAGACGAAGAAAAUGAAGUUACGACUUGUGUGUACCCUCUAUCCCCUCUUUGUGCCCGUCAAGUGAUUCAAGUGUCCUGGAAGAUUUAACAAGUCCGCGUCUUGCUAGUGCUGCUGAGGGGUUGUUGGUCGCAUUGAAAUUUUACAGUGUUUGAUUCAUUAGUGAUAGUUAUUUUAUAAUAAAGCAGAAAAAAAAGGGAGCGCAGUGUGUGAACAAGUGAUACGUUAUGAAAUUGUGUCGUUUAGACUGAAAGGAUUUGGGCACACGACUUCACAUACUUUGGAUACAACCCGUCUCUGAAGGUGCCCUGGAAUUUUGGGGUGCAGGCGGUGCAGGUGCCAGAAUGACUUCGUGAGGGGGACUAUGACAACGGCCGUGGCAGAAAAGAGGGGUUUCGUCUGAUCAACGUCAGAUCACCAGCAUCGCAGCGGUCCAGGCAGAGGGUGGCUUCAGUCGGCCAUGUUCACCAGAUAGCAUGGAUUGCUUAUUCCCCAAACGGUGGGGGAAGCUAAUAGUUGAGUUGGAGAUUAACCAAACAUAAUUUAGAGAGGGGAGGCGCCUCUGCGCGCCCCGCACACCACUCACCAUGGACCACAGUGUAAAGGCUAUGGACUCGCACAGCAAGCUGUCCAUCGCUCGCUUGCUAAAUAGACACAGGUUUGAAAAUGAUGAGCUGGAAAGAUUAUAUCGGCGAUACACCUACAAAUUACAGCACUCUUCUGUGUCAAGUGUUGUCGGACUGUUUGUCAUCCUCACCUUUGUUUUGGCAACAAUAAGUCUGGCUUAUGUACACGCGCCAUCCGUACAGAACAUAUACCAUGGCGUCCACUGCCUGCUGUUCGUAUUGUUGCUGGCAUUCCUCAAAACUAAACUCAUGCAGGAUGCCUACUUGGUCUGGGUGUGCUACGCGGUGCUCUUCUUCUGCGUCACGUUCUGCGGCGUCUGGCUGCCGUUCGGCCCCAUUCCAGAGCACAUGGGCCUCGGCGGCCUCGGCGGCCUCGGCGCCACCACGGCGUUGUCCACCUCGGUGGGGGCCGGGUCGGGGGGCGGGCUGCGCGUCGACACGCGGCGCGUGGUGGCGGAGGGCGUGUGGCAGGUGGUGUUCGUCACCUUCCUGGCCUACGCCAUGAUGCCGCUCAAGACCUGGGUGUCCACGGCGUUCGGACUGAUUCUCUCCGUGACGCACGUCGCGGUGUCCGCCUCCUUCGCCAAGGAGUUCCCGCAUCUCCUGUGGCAGCAGAUCUCUGCGAAUAUCAUCAUCUUUGUGUGUGUCAAUGUGGUCGGCUUGUUUGUUCACAAUCUCAUGGAACAUGCUCAGCGCAAGGCCUUUCUGGACACUCGGAACUGUAUCGCUGCUCGUCUGGAAAUGGAGGAUGAAAAUGAAAAACUGGAGCGACUUCUUUUAUCAGUCUUGCCUCAACAUGUCGCAGUAGAAAUGAAAAAGGAUAUUAUUUCUCCUAUUGAAGGACAGUUUCAUAAAAUUUACAUCCAAAGGCAUGAAAAUGUCAGCAUAUUAUUUGCUGACAUUGUUGGUUUUACAGUCUUGGCAUCUCAGUGCACUGCCCAAGAUCUUGUCCGCCUACUAAAUGAACUGUUUGGUCGAUUUGACCAAUUAGCUAAUGACAACCACUGUCUGCGUAUUAAAAUUUUAGGAGAUUGUUAUUAUUGUGUAUCUGGUUUACCGGAACCUCGAUCAGAUCAUGCCCACUGUGCGGUCGAAAUGGGUUUGGAUAUGAUUGAUGCUAUUGCGUCAGUGGUAGAGGCAACUGAUGUUCAGUUGAACAUGCGAGUUGGCAUUCACACAGGACGUGUUCUAUGUGGUGUGCUGGGUCUCAAAAAGUGGCAGUACGAUGUUUGGUCAAAUGAUGUGACAAUAGCCAAUAACAUGGAGGCUGGUGGUGAAGCCGGUCGUGUUCAUGUGACUCAAGCCACUUUGGAUUGUUUGGCUGGUCAAUAUGAAGUGGAAGAUGGAAGAGGUGGAGAAAGAAACCAGUAUCUUCAUGACAACCAUGUGAAUACCUAUUUCAUCGUGCCACCUGAGAGAAGGAAAAAGCCAUUAUUGUUCAACACUCUCCAGGUGCGGUCAGCAUUGGGCGCUGCUCAGCGGAAGAAGCUGUCCUUCCGAAAUGUUUCAAACGUUGUGGUCCAGCUCCUGCAUACCAUCAAGUUUUCCAUGGAGGUGCCCUUUUCCAACAUGGCUGCUGGCGGCGGUCCGGGAGAGCUGAAAGUUAAUGCAGCCAGAAAGGAUGCGGUCCUAGACCUGCAGCGGGCCCUACAUGCUGAUCCCACAUCAGCAGGAGGUCGAGCAUUUGGGACUUCCAACCCUCUUGACCUCAGAGAUAUUGGUGGCAAGAAGAAAGUGACAGAAAAAUUCAAGCGACCUUUCAAAAAACGGCAUUCAAGUGUGUAUCAUCAGCCAUCAAACCGAGUCAACAAGUAUCUUGCUCAAGCAAUUGAUGCUCGCAGUGUGGACAGGGAAAAAUCUAUCCAUGUGAAUCUCUUGACAUUGUACUUCAAGGACUCGGCUAAAGAACAUCAAUAUCAUAAAGAUGUAGACCUAGGAUUUUCAAGUGGACUUGCAUGUGCCCUGGUGCUACUUUUACUUUUGGGAGCUCUACAAGUGGCUGUUCUCCCCCGAACAGUCAUUGUCCUGCUUCUCUUCCUUCUAACUUUUGUUUGGAUCUCUGUUGUCUUGAUGUUGCUACUUGCUGUGCGUUUGAGAUGGAUUACUCCAAGACUAGAUAUAUCUCGUAGCUUUGUUCUACGAGUCGCCAUCACUGUGUUCACCAUUGUGCUAGUGUACUCUGUGGCUCAAGCAAAUGCCUUCACAUGUCGCUGGGAUGCACCAUGUGUCCUCCAUUCUUCUGCCAACAUCACUCUUGAAAAUGGGGGCCUGACAGCAGUAGGACUGGGCAGUGCUGUUGGCCUUGAUCGGGAUCAUCGUGCCUGCCCAAUCCCACAAUACAUAGCGCUCUCAUGUUCACUUGGAUGCCUUGCUGUGGCCCUUUUCCUGCGGCUCCCAAUUAUGAUCAAAGGUGUACUUUUGUCUUUGAUUUCGUUGAUAUACUUCCUCCUUGUUAUACUUUCUCAUAGGGAAGUAUUUACCUGUUAUGAUCAAAGAGUCCACGCUGUAAUUCCACAAGACCAUCUCAGCAUUGUUUAUGUUAUUAUGUUCCUACUUGCCGUCAUAAUUCAUGGGAGACAGAUAGAAUGGACUGCAAGGCUUGACUUCCUUUGGCAAAUUCAGGCUCAUGAAGAGAAGGGAGAAAUGGAUGCCCUGCAGAGUAGCAACCGGCGAAUUCUGUUUAAUCUCCUUCCUGAUCAUGUCGCACUUCACUUUUUGAACAACCAGCUUCGCAGUAACAUGAGCACUCUGUCUCAGGAGCUGUACCAUCAAAGCUAUUCCCGUGUGGGGGUUGUCUUUGCAUCCAUCACCAACUACCAUGAGUUCUACAUGGAACUGGAUGGCAAUAACCUUGGAAUGGAGUGUCUUCGUCUCUUAAAUGAGAUAAUUGCCGACUUUGAUCAGCUUUUGGAAGAUGGUCGCUUUAAAGCAAUUGACAAAAUCAAGACUGUUGGCUCUACAUAUAUGGCUGCUGUGGGUCUAUUGCCCGAGUAUAGAAUUUUAGACGAUGAUGAGGAGUCCAGUGCUGGUCAGCAUAUGAGUUCUCUCGUAGAAUUUGUUUAUGCCAUGCGGGAGACUCUGUUAAACAUCAACACUAACUCAUUUAACAAUUUCAAAUUAAGAGUUGGCAUCAAUGUUGGCCCUGUUGUUGCUGGAGUCAUUGGUGCUAGGAAGCCACAAUAUGAUAUCUGGGGCAAUACAGUGAAUGUUGCCAGCCGCAUGGAUUCUACUGGGGAGCCUGAUCGCACUCAAGUUACGGAGGAGGUCUUCCAAAUACUUCGCAAUCAUCCAUAUCAGUUCCAAUGUCGAGGUGUCGUGAAAGUAAAAGGCAAAGGUGACAUGACAACAUAUUUCCUUAAUGAGAGGAAGCCACCUGGCACCAUUCGAGUCGAAGAACUUCCAGGUCUUCGUGGCCAAGCAGGAUUAGUGGCCAACAUGUAUGGGGGUGUACCAACACCUCUUGCAAUGUUACAUCACAUUCAAGGUGAUUUGUCCAGAGGCAAAUGUCUGAGACGUGAUGAUGGAGGUGCUCUUCUUUCAAACUGUUACCGCAACCCCUCUCGACUCCCGCCUCUUCGUGAAGCUAUGCAGGGUUCUGGUAGUCGCAGCGGAAGUGGUAGUGUUAGUGGUCAUGGUGUUCACCCAGAAAACGGAUUUGGAAGUGCUGAAAACGAACCACUUCUUCCGGAUCCCAAACUAGGACAUGCCUAUCAGCAACCCAUGAAGAUCCCAGGACCAUACAUGAACAAUCAUCUUAGUCAUCACAGCAGCAGCAGCAGUAGCCAUGCAAGUAAUAUGAGCCACCUGAACCACGUUGGUCAUGUCAAUGGAAGAGUCAAGAGGUCAAGCCUAGAGCGAGAACGCGAAUCUGGCGAUGGAAUGCCCCACCACUCGCAGCCUCCCCCCCUCCCACCCCACAAGGGCAUCUCCCACAUGCAGUUCCCCUCAGCGCCGAGUGCGUCCGCUUUGGCUUCCAAGAGGCAACAGGAGUCUGCGAGGUACACUCCGCCAUGGCCCAGAGGGGGCGAGGCAUCCGGCCGCCACAUCCUGACCAACUCGAACCACACCAACAACAACCACGGCAGCCAGGUGAACGAGGCCCUGAGCAAGCCGUACGCCAAGCCCUUGCCGCGUCCUCCAGGCAAGGACGGCCGCCACCACCGCGGCCACCACCGCGCGCACAACAGCGGGGCCAGCGGUGGUGUGAACGGCGGCCUCAACGGCGGCGUGAACGGUGGCCUCAACGGCAGCCACGCGCCGCCCCUGCCCCCGCAUCAGGUGCUGCACCCCGCCGUGCACCAGGCGCUGCACCCCGCGCUGCGGAGCGAACGCGACCCGGGUGCUGCCGCUGCUGCAGUGCUGGACGAGGCCAACCUCCGCGCCAAGCUCCGCGCCGUCCACAACCCCCCUCAGCUCCAGCGGCACUACUCCGAUGAAAGCUUGCAGGGUAGCUCUGCCUUGACAGGCGGCUUCUACUUGCAAGGGCCAGCCAACCACAGGAUCCAUUCAUCGGCUGAUGAAAUCAGCUCGAUGAACCACUCGCCAAGUAUUAGCUCUUCGGAUGAGAGCUACAGUCGAACGACUGAUGCAAGUCCUUCGCCUUCCCCACCUCCAGGCAAUGCGGGCUUGAGCAAUGAGCCCCCGGAAAAGUGGCUCUAUCCUUCUGACAUCCAAGUGAAUCCCUGUUCGUCGCCUGAGCACUCUCCAAGGGCAGCUCACGACUACAUCCCUCCGCAGUGCCUCAUUUCUAGUAGUCAGAAUAACAAUUCAGACGAAGGCCGAGGCGCGUCGCGCGGGUCUGGAGGAAGGAGAGAAUGGAAUGCUUCGCCCCAGAGGCAUAGAAGUAAUGGUUCUUCUGGAGCCAGACGCAAAGUCGGAGACAAACUUCACCCUUCAACGCUUCUUGCACUUGCACAGGGGGCCGUAGAUUCUUCAUGUGUGUCCAGUCCCUUACCACCGCUUUUGGAUGGCGAUGAUUCCUACCGAGGAGACAGUUGUGGUAGUUUUGAAUACAUUGGACGUCAAGAAGCCUUGAGGCAUGCUGCUGAAUCCAAGCUCCCCAGCAGAGCAAUGAAGAAAACAUUAUCUCCAUUGAAUGUUGAAAAUGUUUUAAGAAAUGGCUUGUCAGACGACCAUGCAUCCCCUGAUGAAAGCCACCGACCCCCUAGCAAACAUUCUUCAAAACAUUCACCAAAUGUUGAAGGCUCAGGGAGAGAAUCCGAAAACAAUGAAGACAACCAUUCUCACUCUCACUCAAGGUCCACAUCAAGUGGCAAGUCCUCAAAGAAAGAUGGGUUCAGCCAAACCGACCGCAAAGAUGUCUCAACCAGACAUCACAAUCAUCAUAAUCACCAUGGCCACCAUGGACAUCACAGCCAUCGUCAUCAUAAUCACAAGGACACUGUUGAUGGAAAUCCCAAUGGGCAUCCCAUUGAAUCUCGCCGAGGUCAUCAAACGCGCGCUGAGUUUGAACGAGAAAUUCAGAAACGCUUGGAUGAUCCAAAGCUAAUUAGGAACACGAGUCAAGAAGAGCAAGAAUUAGUCAACAGUCCUCCUCUAGCGAAUGAGUUAGGUGCUGCAUCGCUCAAGAAACAUCAGCAGCAACUCAACAACACCCCUGCCGGAAUGCUGGGCAGGUAUGUAGCUGAAGCUCCAGCACCAGUGCUGUCCUCUGCCCCUAGUAGUGCCAGCAGUACGUUGGCCCAAACGCCCUAUGUUGGCUUAGCAGCCAUUCAAGAACUGGCAAGGCGUCAACAGGAGGAGUUAGAGAUGGAAGAAUUAUCAUCAAACAAAUCCAUUUUGGCACCCAUUCCCAUUCAAUCUUUAGGGCUCAAAAGCCCUCUUGAAGAAAAAGUGACUCUAGUUGGUGACCCUGAUGACUCUGAGACCUCCACUAUAACAGGACUCAGGCUGAGCGCAGAUCACACAUCUCCCCCAAGCAGGAGCCCCAGUGGUGAAAUCACAUUUGAAACAAGAGAUGAGGUGAAGAAAGAGAAAGCAAUCAAGGAAAACAACAUCACGGAGGAGGACAUUGAUGAGAUAGAAAGUUUUGAGCGUGAAGAGCAACGAAUACAGGAGGAAGUAGAACGUCAGGAGGCUGCUGUGAAACGUAUGCUUGAGGAAAGUGCCAAGUGCGUAGAAAGAGGUAUUUUUACUGCUAAUGGAGGUGGAGGUGAGACAAGCCAAUCUGAAUGGAGUGAAGAUGAUGAUGAGGAAGAUGAUGACGAUGAAGAAGACGAUGAAAAUGCUGCCUCUGAGCCUCUUUUAAAUGAUCGAGAAUCCACAGGCUACACGACUGAUGAUCCUGCUCUUGAAAAUAUUUCUAUGCUGAAUGAAACUGGACUCACAGAUGCUGAAGGUGCUUUAAGUGAUGUCAAUUCUGCCUGUGAUGGGCAUGAUGAUAUCCAUGAUGGAGAUGACAAUACCAGCCUUUCAUCUAGGGCCUCAUCUCGAGUCUUUGACUCAGAUGCUCUGAUGAGUCUCGAUUCUAUGAGUGUCCUGUAUGAUUCAGAAUAUGAUAAUUGUUGUAGAACAGAUGACGAUCUUGGAUUGCCAUCUACACCAAUGCAGCACAUUCAUGCUGCAAGCAUUAGGUCUGUUUCCCAGAGUAUUUUGCGGAAUUUUGGACAGCCUCGCAGUGAGACUGAUAGUGACGUCUGAACGACCACGCAAGAAUCAAUUUUCAUCUCAAUGUUCAGUCUUGAUUCAAAGAGUAUCUUUUGGGCCGUACUAAUGUGAGCCUCACUUUGUGAUAGAUAAAUUAUAUUUUAACCAAGUGCCAUUCCGCAGGACCUUUUAAGAAAAGGCAUUGUUUGCUGUGUAGAAAAUGUAUCUUGUGGUAAUAUCUUAAAUUUCAUGUGCAUAGAACAGUUAAGUCAUGUUUCCUUUUGUCAAUUAAUUCUAGUAGUUGUACUGUAGGCGUUUGUCAAGAUAAAUAAGCUUCGAGGCAAGUUGUGUUGGAAUGCAUAAGAACAGAUGCCUGACAGAACAGUAACUGGAUGAUGGCAUUAUGCAUUCUGUGUUACUGAAGUGUUUCGUCCUUGUCAUUCUGCCUCAAUCACUAUAUCUGAAAAUUGGUGUUUCCAAUGCAACUGCUUAAAUGAUCUUUCUCCUAAAUGUACUAUGUACACAUGGCUUAGCUGAAAUUUCAAUCUAUUGUGAUCUUAUACAGUAUUUUUAUAGGCUUCUUUAGAUUUCACAUGGUGUGGAUGGAAGAUGAUAUAAGUUUUUGAAUACAGUCUUGCCUCCAAAACUUCUCUCUUUAGCUAGAUGUUUUUAUUUAGUAUUUGUUUUAUUUUCUUAUGAAUCUCAAGUAUCAUUGUGUUACUAAUUUUUGUUUCUAGAGGUUGUUCUCUGGAAGCAAAUGCCUCGUAGUAUGUGACCUUUUUUAUUCUAUUUAAGUGGCCAGGCAUGUAACCUGAAAUGCUUCUCAUUGGGAGACAUUUCUUGUUAUUUAAUGAAUCUAGUCUGUUUAUUAUUCGUUUGUUGUUUACCUACCAUCUAUGUAUCACAUCUCAUUAGUGUUUUAUUAGCCGUUUUGUAGACAGUUUUUGAACUGCUCUUAUUUUAAUUGUUCUGUUGUAUAUACACUUUAAAACAAAUUGAAAUUUCCAUCCUUUGAAUUUUAUAUUGUGCAAUAUUUUUAAAGCUAAUGGUUAAGGUAAAUUUUAAAACGAUUAAGUGGUUCAUAAGAGUUUCAGAAAAGAAUAUUUUAGAACACAACACGACUCUUAAAUGCCAGCCUCCUGAGGUGUCAGGCAUGCCAUGUUUUACAUUGUUUUUGUCUUAUUUUAUGAUUAUUGGUGAGGCUGUAUGUCCUCAAGAAUUUUUUUGUUUCGUUUUUCUCAACAAGGAGUUUCAUUUUCUUUUAGUUUUGUUUUAUUUUAACAGCAAUGCCAAAGCAUUUUGUUGAUAUGUACUUCAAGUAACCUCAGCUUGUUUUGCUUUCCACAAAAAUAAUAAUCAUCAAAAACAAGAAUGUAGUUUAUAAAGUCUCUUGUACAUACCAUUUGUAAAUAUAGCUAUGUUGAUAUGUAUGUGAACAAAUAUGUGAUGAUGAUUUUAUUGGACCUAAUUGUAAAAAUUAUGUAUUGUUUAACUUUAUACAAUUUUUGUUUGUGUUAACUUAUAUUUUUAUCUCAGUUUUUUUUCCCCCUGCUUGCAAUAUAGUUUGGUUUUGGACUGUCUUUAGACUUCGUUGUUAAGAAAUCAUGUCUGUUAUGUUGUCAUUCUCAAGUAAAUGCUUCCUGGUUCUAUCCCGGUAUGUUGUGUUGUUACUGCUUCCAAUGCAAUCAUAUUGUGGUGUUCUGUUUUUAAAAUGUUGUUAUUGUUAAUUGUGUUGUAGACCUGCCUUUUACCCAGCCAUUGCUGUAGCCUGAGUAGAUUGAAACAGGUCUGUGCUGUGUCAAUUAAAAUUUCUCUCUUUUGGAUAUGUGCUAGAGGAAGAAUUGUAUUGUACUGGAAGCAGAUUUGACUCAAAAAGUGCUGUACUCUAUAUCCUCAAGUGGCUCUAAAGAUUUUUUUAAGUAAUUAAACUUUGAAAGAUAAGUUCAAGCACUGAUAUUUAUUAUCUUAGUCAAGUAAUUGUUGCUUGAUGGUAUGAGACUAAUCUCCAUAGAGUACUGCUUACAGAGACUGAGGAGGAACAAAUCUUUGCUAGUAAGUAUUUUUUAUUAAAACCUCAUGAUAUGGCCUGUGUAUGAAAUGAGUUUUUGCUCAUUUGUUUCACUUUAAGUACUUCAAAAUGUUACAGUUGCUUUUGGGUUUGAAUUCAUUUUCAUGUAAAUUAUCUAACAUACUCUUGGAAUGAACAUAAUUGGUGAAAGAAAGGUUGAAGCCACUGCAUGGAUUGUAUGCCCUCCAGAAAAGUUGUUGUUGUGUAAAUGGACUGGUUGUUUCUCCGUUUGAUAGCUGCUGUGUUUGUAAUAGUAGAUACCACUCUGGCAACAUCAAAUCUGUUAUUGAUAGAGGUUCUGCAGUGACUAAUCAAAAUCAAAUCCUUGUCAGUACAACAGUCUUGAAUAUAAACUGGGACAAGGCAAUGCUCAAUGCUCUUUUUGGAAGCAUUUUCUCUUUAGCUGUAGUAAUUUCUGUUGGGCAGAAACCAGGUGGCUCAAACAACUGAUUUAUGUUUGUUUAGAAGUAAUUGUUUGGCAAUAAUUGAGAUUUCUUUUGAUUUUUGGUACCCAGGAAUGUCUUUGAAGAUCCCUCAAGUUUUCAUUAAAAUCAUGGGUGUGAUAUUAUUUUCACCUGACUGAUAAUAGCAGAAUAUGGAGCAGUUAAUACUCUUUGGUGUAUUAUUGGUGUAGACUAAGAGUCAAAGCAAGAUUGCCUUCUUGUGUGUCUCUUAUCAUCUGACUUACUGCACAACAGUUUCUAGAUUUUAAUUUUGACCACAAAAAUAAGACAGAUAAUUAUAUGUUUGCACUGAUUGGUAAUAUGCUAGCCGAAUUUUACAGUUGACUAAAGUGUUAAUUUAUUGUAAAAAUAGUGAAGGAGUUGUUAAGUCUCACGAACAAACUUCCUAUUAAAUAUGUUGUUCUUGGGUAUUGAUGUAUGUAAUGAUAAUAUGUCUUGUGCAUUGAAGCAAUUUGAAUUUCAUUCAGGAAGUAAGUCACAACUUGUCUAUUUUACGAGAUAUUGUGUACUCAUGAUAUUCAGAGAAAGGAAUGCUGUUUGUAUUAAGGCUGUUUAGAUCUGAUUCAGUUAAUGCUCUUUUCAGUUCCCAUUUGUAGCAGUGUAUAUAAGUGUGCCUAUGCUCUGUGAAAAUAAAAGUUCAUUCAGACUA